Cyanidioschyzon merolae strain 10D is the source of this 6381-nucleotide messenger RNA. RefSeq lists its product as hypothetical. Lineage: Eukaryota; Rhodophyta; Bangiophyceae; Cyanidiales; Cyanidiaceae. Gene Ontology annotation, biological process: maturation of SSU-rRNA from tricistronic rRNA transcript (SSU-rRNA, 5.8S rRNA, LSU-rRNA); positive regulation of transcription by RNA polymerase I. The transcript has a single exon. The record is from RefSeq and is a predicted model, not a curated record. Bases 1 to 6381 code for a protein of 2126 amino acids. Gene Ontology annotation, cellular component: 90S preribosome; small-subunit processome; t-UTP complex. Gene Ontology annotation, molecular function: snoRNA binding.
AUGAGUCGGCUGCAGGAACAACUACGAAUCAUUCGCGAACGAGAAGAGGCACAUCGCAUCCUCGGAGCGAGUCGCUGUACGGUGCUGUUUCCUGACGAAACUAUUGCCUCCCGAGUCUCCUGGUCCGAGUUGGCUGCGCUCGCUCGCAAUGGACUCGAACAGCUCAUCAAGUUCGACCAGCGGUUUGCAUCAUUUCUCGACAGCGACCUGUUUCACCACCGCUACGUUAUCGAGGGAGCGACAGCACUUCCAGCACUCGAUCGCGGCCAAGAGUCAGCAGCAGCGAACGCGGAGACCCAACAGCUCAUUCAACACUUCUGUUACCUCUUGGUGCCGUAUUUUACCACGAGACCUGGACAAAAGUGCGUUGAAUGGCUGCUUCGUGCGCACUCAGCAGGAGCACUGGACCCCGCGUCGCUGGUGGUCGCCGCCCUGCCCUAUAUUGGGACGGAGGCAUUUGAGCGGCUCGUUGCGGCCUUGCACCUAGCGCAGCAUGGUGUAGCAAAAGUGCGCUGGCACUGGCUAGAGCGAGUACACUCCUUGGACCACCUAGUAGAACAGAGCAGCGAACUCAACUGGUUCGUGCCGUUUCUCCUGGACACCGCAGAAGCGCUCGUGCGUGCACGCGUUUCGGCCGAGGGCUGGCAUCGACUGCUUCUCUGCUAUGGCAGCACGCUGGUAGCCAAACAUCCGCUACGAGCCGGAAGCGUCAUUCGCUUGGUUACCUUGAGCCUAUCUCGUGUUGGACAGGCAGCAGAGCGCGACAAGCAUCUGUGGCAAGCGUUCUGGUAUGCUGCAUUAGGGAUGCUGGUCGCAGCCUAUCGUGCCGUCGGUGCCGCAGUCCGCAGCGAUGUAUUUUCGGCGACUGUACGAGCGCUGCUGCGACUUUAUGUGCGCACGCGGACAUGGUAUUCCGGGGACCCAGCCUGGUGUCGAAGACUCACCCUUGUACUGGCCAACCUCUAUGCCGGGUCUCCGCACCAGCCGUUUCCACAUGAGUGCCUGGAGACGCUCUCCAGUUGCACAGAUGAAUGGUAUAGGGUGCUGGGAGCCUUGGAUGCGUCAGAAACGGAGUCUUUGCGCACGGCUUACAGUUUAGCGCUGUUGGAAUACUGCUGGCACCAGCAGGACGCUGAUGAUGAUUGCUGGCACCAACUGGUUGCACGCUUGCCUCCAUCCCCUUCGGGAUGUAGCGCUUUGAUCGGGCGCCUGUUGGAACUUUUCGACGCGACAGUGGCAUCGGAGUCAGCUGAUGCCACUAAGGUGCAUUCUGCAGCAGAUGCGCAGAUGAUGCGGUCACAAAGGAUGAUGGACGCAAGCACUGAGACGCGGGCUUCACUAUCUGCAGAUCAUGCGAAUGCGAACUUGGAGACUCCUGGCUCUCCAUGCAGCGCAACCGAGAUGCAAGCUCCUGCUGAAUGGCAUGAAACAACGUCACAUGGUCCGGAAGUGUUAUUAUCCAAGGUGUCGUGCAAGCGGGGAGGUCGCACCACGACCCAUCCACCAAGUGAUUCGGACGCUGAUCGGGAACGCUUCCGGUCUGCAGCACCGACGACUGAAACGGCAUCUUCGACGCUUGCAGCGACGCCUUCGGGGUCACUGGACGCCAAGCAUAGAGCGCAGCCUGCUGGGAUGCUCCCGGGGACGCGUGCACCAUCAGCGUCUGCCCUGACGAGGGCAACGGUGGAGCCUGGAGACGCCUCAGCAGCCGACGCAGCAUCCGGCGCAAGAGUCGUUUCCGCAGGCAUCGGGGCGGAGGCGCCUCCAGAGGAUACCUCUACUGCGCCGCACUCGCUUCGUCGUCGACAGGUACCCAGCGAGGUCGCAGCGCUCGAUAGAUCUCAACGCAUAUUGCGCCCGCUGGUAGCGCAUGUCGAUCCGGUUACGUUCUGGGAAGCGCUCUACGCUCAUGAGCGUCGUUUUCGCGGCAGGGCCAGGUCGUGGACCCUGCUGUGCGAACGCUGCAUUGCGGCGAGCAGCCCGCUUCGAAGCCUGCAGCAUCCGGAUCCCCGAGUGCGUACUCGGACCCUCCAUGCGCUCAGCCAGGCGCCAUCUGCAGUACAGGAGCAGGCGCUUCCCAUCAUCCUGGAGCUGCUCCAACAGCCGAACGGCUUCGAGGAUGAUGUGCAGCGAGCUCUCUGCGCACCUGAUGACGCUACUUGUGGUGACGUAUUAUGGUUGCGAGAUCAACUGGUGCGGGUGGGUGCUCCAGCACUCGAAUCCCUCCUACCGCGCGCGAUGCUUCUGUAUCUGCGCGCUGUAGGGGCGUGCCCUGUACGAGCGCUCGUGCGAUGCUACCGACUGGCGAGUCGGUAUCGCCACGGAAUGAGUGCCUCGCCAAAGGAAGCCGAUGAAAUUCAUAGCCGUGGAUUGGCCGAGGGCGUCAUUGUCUGGGAGGCAGCGUUUGAACAACUCUGUGCACACUGGAAACUAGCCCCCGAGACGAAUGCCGAGCGAGCUGCACGCCGGGCAGAGCCGGCUGAAAUGUGGUUCAGGCGUCUAGGCGAACGCUUUGGACGCUCCAGAGGCGCCGAGGCUUUCACUGCGCUUCUGGAGCAGCUCGUCGACUUGACGAUGAAUGAGGAUGAGAACGGCGUUACCGCAUGUACUUUGCUACUCGAAUGGCUUCGCACAGGCGCUGACUUGCUCGAUGAGGUGACCAUUUGGCGUUUCCUGGCGAGCAUUGUGCAUCGACUUGCCGCUGUCCAUUGGCUAGCGCCCGUGUCGCGGAUACUGCACACCCUCAACGAUCGACUUGCACAGACAAAGCCGAUCACGGAUCCAAUGUUGGUUAUGCCUCAUGUUCAGCGGAUUCUAGAGGCGAUUGCUUCGGUACUGGCUCGUGCGCCGCACCCGAGUGCCAUCACCGUGCUGGCGGAAACGUUCAUUUGGCUGGCGACGCAAUCGAGUCCCAUGGAAUGCGAGGCGGUGUGCUAUGCCCUGCAGCUUGACACUUACCGCGAACAAGUGCUCGAGUUUUUGGCCAACGCUGGUGUACAGGCGGCGCGCUGGCUCGCAGUCGGAGCGAUUGAGCCGGUCGAUGUGCCCGCUGCGCUCGCACUGCUGGACACGUGCUCUGCAAACCUGGGUGUCGCUGGUACAACUGCACUCUUGGAGCAUUUAUUCAGAGCCUGCGCAACGGAUGCAACCUGGUCGGCCCAGUUGCGGCAACAAACGCGGCGCUUGCUGCACCAGAUCGUGCACGAGCAUCCCGAAAACGAUCAUCGAGAGCACCUCCUGGACCGCCACACUGCUCAACUGGUUGCGACCUGUAUACGACUACUGAAACCGCUCGACGAUUCCGACUGGUGCGUGGUUGAACCGUUGUGGGCAGUAUCCAAGGCGUCGACGGGUCUCGCAGUCAUCCGAGCGCUCCUCGACGCCUUGCAGGAGCGGGCGACGGACGCAAGCAUACCCCAAGCACCGUUGUCGCGCCCGCUUAUCACAGCGCUGAUCGCGGCCUGCCGCUGGCUCGCCACCGGACCAACGGAGCAGCCAGCGUUCACGCUCGUUGUACCACGCUCAUGGUUAGUGGACCUGCUCCAAAGCAGUGCCUUCCACGCAGACAACCAGAAGAGCUUGUGGUUACUGGAGGCUAUCGACCUCGGACGUCUUGACUGGAAACCAGAGCCUCCUGCUGCAUCCAAUGAACACGUAUCGACAACACCAACAACAGCGACACGCUCCGAUUCAGACCCAUGGAUGAGGUUCAUUCAAGAACAGUUCGACCUGGCAUGCAGCGGGACGCUCGAUACGAAUCGCCUCAGCUGUGUGCUGUGCGUGGCGCUCAGAGAUGGAACAGCGCGUGCAGCGCUCCAAGCGCGCCACGUGGCAGCACUGCUGAACGCCAACAAAGCAUCGACAUGCACGCAUGUGCCGCAGGGUGAUCACCAGCGAUGGCGGCGACACGCAGCGCGCCUCCUGAUCCAGUGCCUGCACGAUGCGGGCACGCGUGGAUCGGGGCUCCACGGCGAGCUCCUGGAGGCGCUCCUGGGAGCUCUCUGCCAGCACCAUGAAUGGCUCCCUGCAUCGGAACGGCCUGCGUAUCGGGUGACGGUUGUCAGGGGCCUGGUGUGUUAUGCGCAGAGCCUUCGGAGCGGGGACGCUGUGCACGCGAUGUGGAACGUGGUAUGCUUGACCGCGAGUCGCGAUCUGCCUUUGGAUGCAGUGCGCGAUCUGUUUAGGGAGGUCAUUGGGCAGGAUGAGGCUGCGCUAGAGCCGGUGUUUCGGGCGCUUCGUGAUGCGCGGCGCAUACGCGCUGGUACGCUGGCGCCUGUGCACGCUCCGGGGGCAGCUCGGCGAGGCGAUGCGACGCUGUCCGAGCAUCGCUCGUCAUUGUCGUCGUCGUCGUCGUCGUCGUCAACAACAACAACAACAACAGCAACAUCGCCGGUAUCCGCAACUGCGAUGGAUCGCUUAUGGCUACAGCUGUUGCAGGAUGCGGCGGCUUGUGCGCCGAGGCACGUGCGCCGGCUGCUCUCGGAAGCGUCCGGGAUUGCGCCGGCGGUACUCCAGCGUCUGCCUGAGUAUCUGGAUAUGGGGCGCGUCUUCGGAAAUGACAGCACCGAAGAUAUAUUGAGCUUUUUAGAGACGCGGCAUUUGCCAGUAGCGCUUGUGCAACACCUGGUGACGCAAGUAUGGCCCUUGACGCGCAUUCGUGAAGCGCUUGAGAAACGCGCACAGCCAGUCGUCAUGGCGAUUCUGGUGGAGCAUCUGGUACGCGUGGCGCGGGCGGAUGUACCGCGCAAACAGCAUCACCAACGUCGGGAGCUGCAGGAGACGUUACGGGUGCUCGGCCGGCUCUUGCUGGAACAAAACGCUGAUCCUGUGCUGGUGCGGCGCUGGCUCGAGCAUCCGUAUACGCGGACGCUGGGGCCGGGUAUGUUGCCGCUGCUGGCCGCACAUGCGGAUCCUGUUUGUGUCGCAUGCGCUGUUCGGACGUUUGGGCACAAAAUGGUACCGCAUUUGCCGCGCGUGUUGGCGCACUGGCCAGCACCGCCUGUUGUGCAAGCGCUCCUGGAGACGCUUCCCGAGUUCGUAUCAGCGCCGUACAUCCGCCAGCUUUGGGCGAGCAUGUCGGAAAGCUUUCCCGACGAUCGGGAGGCGGCAGCGAUGCGUUCGCUGCUGGUUGAAGCGGCUCCACCGAUGUCGAUCCUGGAAGCGCUGAAAGCGGAAACGCAGCACCUGGCAUGUUUGAGCGGCUGGAAAAUGAUGCACACGGAACCGUUCCAGAGUUUAACAGCGGCGCUUUCGAGCUGGGAUUCAACUUUGGUCCAGCGCUCUUCCGAGCAAAUUUUAGCUGUGAUCUGGCGAGGUCUGGAAAGUCGUGAACGCAUCAUGAUGAAAGCAUUCUAUGCAGGACGCGAAACAGAGCCGUCCAUAAGCGAGCAGCUCGAGCAGCUCGAGACGCAUUGUAUGGAAGCGUUGGUUACCAUGGUGCUGGUGCUGCCACACCCGGCUUGUGGCGAGAUCCUCUACCGCAGCUUGCUCUGGUGCCAGUCGUUCGCAGCGGAUGAGGACAGCGCGGGCGGAGAUAUCGCUAGCGAGCGCCCAGCGCGUCCGACAAAACGACAACGAAGCAGCAGCAGCAGCAGCAGCAGCACUAGUAGUAGUAGUACUAUCGGUAGUGACCCUGAUGAAGCAGCACCUCUUGGAAGAGCGCACAUGCGUCGCGCGUCUCAUUGGCGACGCAUCGUCUGGUUCAAACUUAUAACAAAGUUCGCAUCGCGUCUCGGUAGUCGCUUCCAGGAGUAUGUCGAACUCGUCUGGGAUACGAUUGCGGAACACGCUCAGCUGGACGCGGCUGGUGCGGCGACACCAGACCCGACGCCCAGCGAGGCGGCUGAGGUACGAGUUGCAGCGCUCGAGACGCUUGCGGUGUGCCUCGAAGCAGCGACACCAUCGUGUGCGCAACUAUCGAGCUCGCAAUGCGAAACAUGUCUGGAUAUCCUCGCCCAGUGGCUGUCCGAGGCGCACAUGGCAUCGCCGGUGGCAGCCACUGCCCUAGAGCGUCUGGUAGCGGCGCUGGCGCGCAGCGGCCUGUCCCAGCGAGUCACAACAGUGUCGACGACGUCCGGCACGUCUUCGCCGCUGGUGCGCCUCGGACGUCUCAUUCUGGUCAUGCCUGAGGUUCGUCGAGUGCCGGCUUCGUCGGCAGCGGCAGCCUUGCGCUUACGGGUGCGCCUGGUGCGCGUCCUCAUCGAAACGCUGGACGAGGCGUAUCUGCCGCCGCUGCUGCCGCGAACCCUAUCGUGGCUCGCCGAAGUGCUCGAUAACCCCGACAGUGCCGUUGAAGAGAUGGCACGAGAUAUUGCAAACCGCCUGAGUCGAAUUUCGGGCGAAGAUAUCUUGACGCAGUUGCGCGAAACGCCAGCGAUUUAG